AUGACCUUCUGGAGUGAAGAUCCCAAAGAUUCUCUUGGCAGUUCAGAAGUAUUCAGGUUUAGAGACCAUUAUAAGAUCAACAGAAAGUCUGAUGGCAUGCUGACAACUUACGUCCGAGCUGCCCUUAACACAAUGCUACAAUCUCACCUGAAGCUUGCUAUUUUUAAAGCUGACAUUGGUAAGAUAUAUCCUCAACUAUUUACUGGAAUAUUGUCACCGUGGAAAGGCUUAUUACUAUAUGGUCCACCAGGAACUGGCAAGACAUUACUCGCAAAAGCGGUGGCAACAGAAUGUAAUACGACAUUUUUCAACAUCUCAGCAUCAACUAUUGUGAGUAAAUGGCGAGGAGAUUCGGAAAAGCUUGUGAGAGUGCUAUUUGAACUUGCACGUUUCCAUGCUCCAUCAACAAUUUUUAUAGAUGAACUAGAGUCAAUUAUGUCUCAGAGAGGUUUCAGUGGAAGUGGUGAACAUGAAGGAAGCAGGAGAAUGAAGACGGAGCUGCUGGUACAGAUGGAUGGGCUUGCAAAGAGUUCAGAAAUGGUUUUUCUUCUUGCUGCUUCUAAUUUGCCUUGGGAAUUAGAUCACGCAAUGCUUCGUCGACUUGAGAAGCGAAUAUUGGUUGAUCUUCCUACCUGUGAAGUUCGCCAAGCAAUGUUUCAACAUCAUCUACCACCAAAAUUGCCAGGAGCAUUGGAAAUGCACACAAAACUUCAAUAUGAUAUUCUUGCUAAGGCAACUGAAGGUUACUCUGGUUCAGACAUACACUUGUUAUGUAAAGAGGCUGCAAUGCGUCCUCUUAGGAAAGUGUUUGAUCGACUUGAAGGCCUCCAAUCAGUGGACGAUGCUGAUAUCACUGAUUACCUUAAGGUUGACCCAGUCUUACAAGAGGAUGUAGAGGCAGCAUUGGUUCAUACCAAACCAUCUGCACAACGUCUGAAGCACAAGUACAUCGAAUGGCAACGUGAUUAUGAGUCUGUUUAAUCAAUAAUCAAUUUGAUAGCAUUCUGUAUUAUAUAAGAACUGGCCUUCAUGCGUACAAAUACUUUUAAGAUAUAUUAUGAUGUCAAGAAAAUGUUGUAGUUGCAGUGCAAGACAGUGUUUUAUUUUUAUGUUAAUUGUUUCAACUGUAAGUACAUGUAGCAAGUAUUUCAGCAAAAUAUACCUGUAUGAGAUUGAUUAACAAUACAUAAACU
Molecule: messenger RNA, 1193 nt
Organism: Corticium candelabrum
Lineage: Eukaryota; Metazoa; Porifera; Homoscleromorpha; Homosclerophorida; Plakinidae
Product: katanin p60 ATPase-containing subunit A-like 2
Exons: 9
Coding region: 1-981 (326 amino acids)
Molecular function (GO): ATP binding; ATP hydrolysis activity
Source: RefSeq, a predicted model, not a curated record